UUCUCCUGGCUUCAUAUUACAUUUGUGAAGAUUACGAGUCUUAAACCUGGCAUAGUUCUUGGCCCUUCCUCCUACCCUGCUCUUCCCAAUAACCAUUAAAAUGAGGGUGCUAGAACCGUGGAGCACAAAGUGUUUGCGAGUGUGCUUUCUGUUUUAUUUCCCCACAGGCUUGAAGUGCAUAGAUGAGUGUACAUUUUCCUUGUAUCAGACUGUGCUAAAUAUGGUUAUGGUCAGUGUGUCAAUAAUCCUGGUGUUUGAGAGACAUACAGACACUGGUGUGUCGGGACAUUCUUUCUCUUCAACUCUCCUGCUGACGUCUGAUGCUUAAAACAGAGCAUGCUUUCAUCCUUCUGUACAUUGUCGCAACCCCCUAGGAAUACUUUUAAAGGGUGCUGCAGCUACUUGGGGAAACAGUCGCUGACCAAACCAGAUUCAGACACCUUGAUUUCAGCUUUCGUGAAUGAGGCAUUGUAGUUUCAGCUUUACCUCAGCCUGACAAAAGAAGGGACCAUGUCGAACUUUGGCUAUAGGCGAGAGCUUAGUAAAUAUGAAGACCUAGAUGAAGAUGAGCUCCUUGCUUCUCUAACUGAUGAGGAGCUGAAGGAGCUGGAGAGAGAACUGGAGGACAUUGAGCCUGACCGGAGCCUUCCAGUGGGGCACAGGCAAAAGAGUCUCACGGAGAAAACUCCAACAGGAACUUUCAGCAGGGAGGCACUGAUGGCCUACUGGGAAAGGGAGACCAGAAAACUACUAGAAAAAGAGAGACUCGGGGCAUCUGAAAAGGAUUCUCAACAAGAACAAGAAGAAGAUGAUGAUGACAAAUCUGAAGAAAUUAAUGAAGAGUAUUUCACAGGGAGGAACAGUGAAGUCUCUGAGGAGGCAUACCUUGAAGGAGAUGAAGAAAAGGAUGACAAAGAAGAGGAGGAAGAAUUGGAGGAAGAAGAAGAUGGAGAAGGAGAAGAAGAGGAGGAGGAAAGUGGUUCAGAUAAUGAUAAUGAGGAAAAAGAAUUUGCUGAAGAGGCUAAAAAGACUGCCAAUACUGGACGCAGAAGAAGUUCACUCAAAAUUAAACUUAAAACAUGCAAUAAGAAUGAAAAUGAAGUUGUUACGAAUGGUCACACUGAAAAAGAUGCAGAAGACUUAAGUUACAGAAUGGGUGCCAUGCACCCAUGUGGAAAUCCAACUGUGAUUGAAGAUGCUUUGGAAAAAGUUAGGGACAAUGAUCCUGACACCACUGAGGUCAACUUAAACAACAUAGAAAAUAUUACUCCUCAAAUGCUUAUGCAUUUUGCUCAAGCCCUCAGGAACAAUACUGUAGUAAAGACUUUUAAUCUGGCUAACACACAUGCUGAUGACAAUGUUGCAAUGGCUAUUGCAGGUAUGCUAAAAGUGAAUCAGCAUAUAACAAGUCUGAACCUUGAUUCCAAUUUUAUCACAGGCAAAGGAAUAAUAGCUAUUAUGAGGGCUUUGCAGAAUAACAAAGUUUUAACUGAAUUCCGGUUCCACAAUCAAAGGCAUAUAAUGGGCAGUCAGGUUGAAAUGGACAUUGUUAAACUUCUGAAGGACAAUACUACUAUUGUGAAGCUGGGCUAUCACUUUGAGCUUGCUGGACCAAGAAUCAGUAUGACAAGCAUUCUGACAAGAAACAUGGAUAAACAAAGGCAGAAACGGAUGCAGGAACAAAGACAGCAAGAGUCCAAUUGGGAUGGAGCAAGCAAUCCAAAGACUAAAGCUUUGCAAAAAGGAACUCCUGGUUCUUCACCCUAUUCAUCUCCCCGGAGUUCACCUUGGUCAUCUCCAAAACUUCCUAAAAAGGUCUCAACUAUUCAACACCAGCCUUCUCCCAAAAAUUCGCCUCUGUCCUCUCCAAAGUUACCUAAAAAUGUCCCUCCUGUUAAAAUCCACCCCCCAUCCCCACCCCCACCUCCUCCACCUCCUCCUCCUCCUCCACCACCACCUCCUCAGAUAGUUCCAGAGAAAAAGGCACCAACAAGAAAUAUUGCUGAGGUUAUCAAACAGCAGGAAAGUGCCAAAAGGGGGGCUCUAGAAAAGAAACAGAAGAAAAAAGGCAAGAAAAACAAAACAAAAGAAAAGGAGAUCUUAAAAGAAAUUAAACAUUCAUUAAAAGCAGUCCCAGACAAGAAGUUAGAAGGAGGUUCACGUCCGUCUUCCCGACCUUCUACUCCAAUGAGAUCCCUCCACAGUGAUCUCAUGGAUGCAAUUCGUGCAAGCAGUAUAAAACAGCUAAAGCGGGUGGAAGUCCCAGCAGCUUUGCGAUAACCAAACCCACAUAAUGGAAAGGAUUGAAAAUACUGUGAUGGUUAAGAGAAAGCUACAGAAUUUUUCUGCAGUGAUGCAACAGACUCAUAUAAAUGGCUUCAAAGACGCACUCUUUGAUUUAUAAUAUGAAGCAAGAGACCUAUGGAAUAUCAAGUAACACUUUAAAGGAUGCAUCCAUAUUUUUUCUUUUGUAAAUAUGGAAAGUACUUUUUUAUCUAAUGAGAUUUCUAUGAAGAAAUAGUUUAUUUAGAUACUCUUGUUGAUACCAAGCAGCACAGAACAUGUUCUUUCUACAGAGAAGCAAUUGUUCAGUGACCUGUGCUGUUGUUUUGUCUGCCUCAUGAAUUUACAAUAAAAGUGGUUUGAAUUUAA
Varanus komodoensis (Komodo dragon) is the source of this 2652-nucleotide messenger RNA. RefSeq names its product leiomodin 2 (gene LMOD2). NCBI's taxonomy places the organism in Eukaryota, Metazoa, Chordata, Lepidosauria, Squamata, Varanidae. Bases 511 to 2280 code for a protein of 589 amino acids. Gene Ontology annotation, cellular component: myofibril; striated muscle thin filament. Gene Ontology annotation, molecular function: tropomyosin binding; actin binding. The record is from RefSeq and is a predicted model, not a curated record. Gene Ontology annotation, biological process: pointed-end actin filament capping; myofibril assembly; muscle contraction. The transcript is spliced from 3 exons.